AUGUCAACCUUACUCGAUCGAUCUUAUCGAUCUCUUCUACUAAUAUUUGUCUCUUGGAAAGCUCUUCUGCUUCUCCUGGUCGUCUCCAGUCCCGGUCCUGCGUAUGAUACCUCGACCGCCUUACUGGCGCUGGGCCGUAACACAACUAAUACAGACCGCCCUGGACUGUUGUCGCCAGUAUUGGGCUUGCUUGCCACUAAUUUAACCCGAUGGGACGCUAUCUAUUUUACAGAAAUCGCUCGUCGAGGCUGCCUGUUUGAGCAAGAAUGGGCAUUCAAUCUUGGGUUUGCAAGUCUUAUCAGAACCUUUGUUGAUGUUCUCCAACGCACAGUCGGCAUAAGCCAUGCGUUAAUAGAGAGUAUCAUCGGCAUUACCGUAGCUCAUGCAGCUCAUGGUAUGUCAGUUUUUGUGCUGUACAGUCUAGCACGUGCUGUGUUUCCAGGAAGGAAGGGCCGCAACCUUGCAUUUAUCGCCGCAUGUUUACACAUCUUAUCGCCUGCUGGGCUAUUCCUAUCGGCUCCUUAUGGCGAGAGUACCCACGCUCUCUUGAGCUUCAUGGGUUCGCUCUUAUUUAUACUGAGCUUUAGUCAUUCAGGGGCUUCCACGGGUCACCAUGAUGCCUUAAUCCCGCUAUCUGGUAUCUUGUAUGGAUUAGCAACGGCCGCUCGCAGUAAUGGUCUUUUAAAUGGCAUGAUUUUCUUUGAGGAAGCCAUAAGGGUCCUUUACUCAAUGACUAAGGGGGUCACGUUUGCUAAAACCCGUCGGCUAAUCGCUAUCGGUAUGGCUGGAAUCUGCACGGGCCUUGGCUUUAUGAUGCCGCAAUAUAUUGCUUACGAGCAGUUCUGUAUGAAUAACAAGGAUCCAAGGGCAUGGUGUCUUAGGACUAUUCCUAGCAUCUAUAGCUUCGUUCAAGACCAUUACUGGAAUAAUGGUUUUCUUCGGUAUUGGACUUUGUCAAAUGCCCCCCUGUUUGCUUUAGCUGGCCCAAUGCUAGCAAUCAUGACAUACUCUGCUAUUUGGACGCUGAGUGUGGGAUCGGAUGGACAGAAAAGUUCCUCCAACAUCCCCAAAAUGCAAGUUCACUCUGAGGCACCAUUAACAGGUCGCCUAUUACGUAGCCUAGCGGCUCCCCAGAUAACCCUAGCCAUCCUGACAUUUCUGAAACACCAUGUCCAAAUAAUCACACGCAUGUCCUCAGGCUAUCCAGUGUGGUAUCUCUGGCUAGCACAUGCUCUAGUUGAGGGGCACUCGCUAGCGUCAUUGGAGAAAGCGGACGCACACCGGGGCAAGAAGGAGGCCCAGAUCAUGAAUCAGUACCGGUACGCACGUAUGACAGUCUUCUACAUGAUAGUCUAUGCCCUUGUUCAAGGGGCCCUUUUCGCUUCUUUCUUACCCCCAGCCUGA
Molecule: messenger RNA, 1404 nt
Organism: Aspergillus bombycis
Lineage: Eukaryota; Fungi; Ascomycota; Eurotiomycetes; Eurotiales; Aspergillaceae
Product: DUF409 domain protein
Exons: 3
Coding region: 1-1404 (467 amino acids)
Biological process (GO): GPI anchor biosynthetic process
Cellular component (GO): endoplasmic reticulum membrane; mannosyltransferase complex
Molecular function (GO): alpha-1,6-mannosyltransferase activity; GPI mannosyltransferase activity
Source: RefSeq, a predicted model, not a curated record